Tupaia belangeri chinensis (Chinese tree shrew) is the source of this 2481-nucleotide messenger RNA. RefSeq names its product solute carrier family 66 member 2 (gene SLC66A2). Gene Ontology annotation, biological process: phospholipid translocation; retrograde transport, endosome to Golgi. NCBI's taxonomy places the organism in Eukaryota, Metazoa, Chordata, Mammalia, Scandentia, Tupaiidae. The record is from RefSeq and is a predicted model, not a curated record. Gene Ontology annotation, cellular component: trans-Golgi network; endosome.
AGCGGCCCGGGGAGGCUGAGGACUCUCGGCCGGGGCACGUGGUCACCGCACCCGGCCCGGGUCACGUGUGCACCCCUACCCGGGCCGUGCGUCCUCCCACCCAGCUGGGCGACCCCGGGGCUCGGCCGCCACGCCUCCCCCAGGCCUUACUCCAGGUCUCCCUCCCUCCUUUGCCAGGCCCCGCGCGGCCCAGCGUGGAGGUGACAAGCUGAGCCAGUGGACGCGGACCGAGGUGCCGGGAUGGAGGCGCAAGGCUUGGACUGGCUGCUGGUCCCGCUGCAGCAGCUGGUGUCCUGGGGGGCCUCGGGGGCCAUAGUCUUCGGAGGGGUGGUGCCCUACAUCCCGCAGUACAGGGACAUCCGCAGGACACAGAACGCUGACGGCUUCUCCACCCACGUGUGCCUGGUGCUGCUGGCGGCCAACAUCCUGCGGAUCCUCUUCUGGUUUGGAAGGCACUUCGAGGCCCCGUUGCUGUGGCAGAGUGUCGUCAUGACCCUGGCCAUGCUGCUGAUGCUGAAGCUCUGCACCGAUGUCCGUGCUGCCAGCGAGCUGAGUGCCCGGCGCCGCGCCUUCGCAGCCACAGAUGGUAAGGACGACGCCCUCCGGCUGCCCCCCAGGCGGUCCUGUCUGGGUACGCGCUUCCCGCCGCUGCUGGCUCGCGUGUGCAUCCGCCCCGCCCAGCUCCCCUCGUCUGCGCUCACUUCUGGCCACGCAUACUGCGACCCCCAGUACUUCUGGCACUGGAGCAGCUUCGCGGACUACCUGCAGUGCGUCCUGGCCUUCACGGGCGUGGCGGGCUACGUCACCUACCUGGCCAUCGACUCAGCUGUGUUUGUGGAGUCUCUGGGCUUCCUGGCGGUACUGACCGAGGCCAUGCUAGGCGUGCCACAGCUCUACCGUAACCACCGCCACCGGUCCACCGAGGGCAUGAGCAUCAAGAUGGUGGUCAUGUGGACCAGCGGGGACACCUUCAAGACGGCCUACUUCCCUGCUGCAGGUGCUGGUGGACCUGGCCAUCCUGGGCCAGGCCUACGCCUUCGCUCGCCGCCCCCAGAAGGCGGCGCCCCAUGUGGGGCACCCCGCCAGUGCCAAGGCCCUCUGAAGCACCAGGGGGCCAGGACACAUGACCCUGGCCACGAUGCUGGCCAGCCACCUGUCCUCCUUGCGAGGGGAGGGCACCCCAUGACCCCUGCAGGCAGUCAGGGUGCAGGGAGGGAGGCGUCUGGGUGGUGGUCUUGACAGGCCUCACUGUGCGGAGGCGCUCAGGUGGGAUGGCCCACCAUUGGCUGUGGUCACACCACGUGGAUAGAUGGUGAAAGCAGGGUUCACACCCACGGCUGGGGUUUAGGUGUUUUUAACGUGAUGGAAGAGCAAUCGUCUUCUCCCACCUUCUCCCCUAAAUAAUCACCUGAACCUGAAAUAUGUUUGGAAAGAUGGGAAGGCAAACUUAAGGCCACCAAAGGUCUCACCUGCCUAUCCAGCCCCUUGGCCCACACGCUGUCUCCCUGCCUGUGGGCCGAGCCUCACAGGGGCCUGGAAGCCAGGAGACGCGAGUCCUGGGGCAGACCCUGCUGACGGAGCAUGACCUCGGGACCCUGCUGCUCUGGGCAGCCUCUCAUAGCGAGGCCCAUGCAGAGAGCAGGGCCCGAGCACGCGGACAGAAGUGUAGCACACGGUGGGUCCUGCCAGGGUUGGCGCCUGGAGCUUCUGGGCACCUCCUCCAGGCUGGCCUCGCCAGCGGCGGCUCUGGGUGCCCCCUGCUUUGUGCGGGCCUCUACCCGGAGAUGGUGGUGAAGACCGUGCGGGCCACGGCCUGCAUGGCUGGGCACUGGCCAGAGCGAGCUGGGGCACUUGGAGCCAGGCGAGUGAGAGGGACCCUCAGAUGGAGGCGUGGGCGGCAAGGCGGCCGAGGGCUGGCGGAGGCUGUGCAGAUGCACCUUGGCCAGCCCCGAGCAGCCCCACCUGCCAAGUCCCUCCGUUCUGGGCUGGCCCACGUACCCCUCAAACCACCUUGCUGUCCCCUUCCAGGAGAGGCCCUGGUCCCAGCUGCGCCCUGGGUCCCGGCACCAUCUGUCCGUCAUGUGCUCCGCCUCCCCCAUUUCAGCCGGGUGUGCCUGCUUUGCAGCUCCUUGCUGGCCCCAGCUGGCUCCAGGCCCAGAGUCCUGGAUGUUUCCAGGGGCUCCUGUGGGCGUCUCCCCUGCUGGGCGGAUGGUGCUGCCUGCAGUCAGCCCCAGAGCCCCACGACCAGCAGGGGAGGGUGCUCAAGCCGUCCCUCCCAGAGUCCCUCAGGAAAACUGCUGGCUGGCCGAUUGGGGCCUCUCAGCUCUCUGUGUCAGAUGCUUUAAAAAGGCUUAUUUUAAACAGUGAAAGGUGAUGUCUGUAGUGGUAACUGCUCCAGAUGGACAGUCACCAGCUGCAGGCCUGGGGACGCAAUGGAUGUACCUACGCAGUGACUUUGAACCAAUAAACUUGCAGAUCUAG